Amaranthus tricolor (Joseph's coat) is the source of this 1767-nucleotide messenger RNA. Its product is annotated as probable protein phosphatase 2C 42. The transcript has 4 exons. The coding region runs from base 261 to 1391 and encodes 376 amino acids. The record is from RefSeq and is a predicted model, not a curated record. Gene Ontology annotation, molecular function: cation binding; protein serine/threonine phosphatase activity. Gene Ontology annotation, biological process: protein dephosphorylation. NCBI's taxonomy places the organism in Eukaryota, Viridiplantae, Streptophyta, Magnoliopsida, Caryophyllales, Amaranthaceae.
ACCCAUUCCAUUCCACCAUAACCCAAAUUCUAUAUAGAAAACGACCAUUCACCUUCGUGCCCAUUUUCCCAAUUCUCUCCCUUCUGCCUCUCACCCACCCAACACAAUUCCCCCCAAGAAAAACCCAUUUUCCCCCUUCUCUUAAAAUCUCCUACAAUUUUCUAAAUUGGGGGCUAUCUAUUCUUGUAAUUGUAGAUACAAUACAAUCUAAGUACAAAGAAAAACAAUAAGCUUUGGUACUCCCCCUCGAGAGAUGUGGGAUGCUCAAAGCUUUGAUGAACUUUCUGUCUCUAUGUUGGAAGCCUUUUGGCGUUGACAUUGUUGGUGGAAGCAAUAGUGGUGCAGGAGAAAACAACAAUGGUUGUGUCAGUAAAGAUGGGUUAUUGUGGUUUCGUGAUUUGGGCAAGUGUGCUACUGGGGAGUUUUCUAUGGCGGUUCUUCAAGCUAAUCUGGUUGUGGAAGAUCAAAGUCAAAUUGAGUGUGGACCCUUUGGUACUUUUGUUGGUGUCUAUGAUGGUCAUGGUGGACCUGAGGCUGCUCGUUUUGUCUGUGAUCACCUCUUUCGUCAUCUUCAAGCCAAAACAGCUGAGACCAAUGGUGUAGUCGCUGAAGAGACCAUAAGAAGGGCUUUUUUAGCAGCGGAGGAAGGGUUUCAUGACGUGGUGUCUCAACUGUGGAGCACUAGACCACAAAUAGCCACAGUAGGGUCAUGCUGUCUUGUUGGUAUGAUAUCACAUCAUACUCUCUUUGUGGCAAACCUUGGAGAUUCCCGUGCUGUUCUUGGGAGGAAAAAUACAAAUACUGGAUCUAUUGAUGCUGUUCAGUUAACAACUGAUCAUAAUGCUAACGUUGAGUCAGUGAGAAGGGAACUAAUGGAUUUACAUCCAGAUGAUCCCCAGAUUGUCAUGUUAAAGCAUGGAAUCUGGAGAGUAAAAGGAAUUAUUCAGGUUUCUAGAUCAAUUGGAGAUGUAUAUAUGAAAGAUGCUCAAUAUAACAGGGAUCCGAUUAAUCCAAAAUUCAGGAUUACUGAACCUGUACAUAUGCCUAUCUUGACUGCAGUUCCAUCUAUUGUUUCACAUCAUAUUCAUCCAGAUGAUUCUUUUGUAAUUUUCGCUUCGGAUGGUUUAUGGGAACACUUGUCAAAUGAAACUGCUGUUGAUAUUGUGCAGAGUCAUCCCCAUGCUGGAUGUGCAAAACGGCUUAUCAAAGCUGCACUACACGAAGCUGCGAAAAAAAGAGAAAUGCGGUAUUCUGAUCUGCAGAAAAUUGACAAGAAAGUCAGACGUCAUUUCCAUGACGACAUUACUGUGAUAGUUUUGUUCUUCAACCAUGAUCUUAUCAGAAGAGGAGCAGUACAGGAUUCUCCAUUUUCUGUUCGAUGUUCUUUAUAAACGUAGUUGCGUUUACACAUCUUACAUGGCUGUUUCCCAACGUACAUGUCAAUCUGAUUCUCGAAUUUCUGGCAGAAACAAACGAAAAAUGAGUUACGUGAUUCUUGUAUCGAGCAUUAUAGAUGAGGCACUCUGCACUAACACAACAGUCUUUAGUCCAGUUUUUGCCAUGAAGUUUGAUACUGAAAACUUGAGAUUUGACAUCUUUCUAGUUAUGGUAGGCUUGAAUGAAAUAUGAAUGGAUCAUGAUUUUGUCUUUUUUUGAUCACCCUUUUAUUUUGGGGCUGCUCCCAUUUGGGGUACUUCGUCCAUUGCUUUGUGGGAUUAUUUCAUUAUUCAGUCUAUGGUAGUACAAUACCGACGAUAAAUCGAAUUC